Molecule: messenger RNA, 955 nt
Organism: Nanorana parkeri
Lineage: Eukaryota; Metazoa; Chordata; Amphibia; Anura; Dicroglossidae
Product: olfactory receptor 52N4-like
Exons: 1
Coding region: 14-955 (313 amino acids)
Biological process (GO): G protein-coupled receptor signaling pathway
Cellular component (GO): membrane
Molecular function (GO): G protein-coupled receptor activity; olfactory receptor activity
Source: RefSeq, a predicted model, not a curated record
CACUAGCUUCCACAUGCCAUCCGCGUUCCUCCUCAUCGGAAUCCCCGGGAUAGAAAAUGGAGCCACGUGGACAUCGCUCGUCUUCUGCGUCCUCUAUGUCCUGGCCAUCCUGGGCAACAGCGCCUUACUGUACAUCAUCAAAACCGAGGAGAGCCUCCACACCCCCAUGUUCUUCUUCCUCUCCUUGCUCGCCCUCAACGACUUGGCCUUCUGCAGCUCUACCGUGCCCAAGACUCUGGGGAUCUUCUGGAUGAACGGCGGCCUCAUCGACGCCACCAGCUGCCUGACGCAAAUGUUCUUCGUCCACUGCCUUUCGGUCAUUGAGUCGGGAAUCCUGACCGCCAUGGCGUACGACCGCUUUGUGGCCAUCUGUUCCCCGCUCAGAUACAGUUCGGUCCUCACCUACAGCCUCCUGAGGAAGAUCGCGCUUGCCAUUCUGCUCCGAGCCAUUGCGCUCAUCUUCCCCAUUCCGCUCCUGGUCAGGCAGCUGCAGUACUGUGGCGACAAUAUCGUGCUGCAUACGUACUGCGACCACAUGGCCGUGGUCAAUGUAGCAUGUGGAGACAAGCGGGUGGACAACGUCUAUGGGUUAGUCAUGUCUCUUUUUGUCACCGGCUUCGACCUGCUCUUCAUUGGACUGUCCUACUCCAUGAUCUUACAGGCCAUCUUCAAGAUGCCCACCAAGGACGCUCGCCAGAAGGCCGUAGGGACCUGCGGCUCCCACAUCAGUAUUAUUUUCAUCGCUUAUUUCAGCGCCAUUUUCUCGUUCCUCACAUACAGGUUUGGUCAAAAGACCAUCCCCCAUAGCGUCCAUAUCCUUUCCUCCAAUAUGUUCAUCUUGUUCCUGCCCUUCUGGAACCCGCUCGUCUAUGGCGUGAAGACAAAGAAAAUCCGACAACGGGUUCAAAGGAUUCUGUUUUACAAUCAAAGUACAUUUCCACCGAGCCGGCAUUAA